This is a messenger RNA of Brenthis ino (lesser marbled fritillary), 2322 nucleotides long. NCBI's taxonomy places the organism in Eukaryota, Metazoa, Arthropoda, Insecta, Lepidoptera, Nymphalidae. The record is from the annotation of a GenBank genome assembly.
AUGAAUAUAAACACUAGAAAAGGCCCCAUUUUUGAUCCUGGUGUAUGUAGGUGUUGUGGUGAAAUAAAAAAAUGCCGUUUAUUAAACGUAGAAUAUGAAUGGCGAGGCCAAAAAGAAAUUUAUUCCGAUAUGUUUGUUGAUUGUUUUGGUUUACUGUUAUCUCACUUGGAUGGUGAAGACAUAGAGUGUCUUAUCUGUGCAACAUGUGUGUCCCGUCUUAGAGAAGCUAGUUCUUUCCGCCAACAGGUAUUACAAUGCGAGGAAAAACUGCUAAGAACUAAAAUACAUGAUGAAGACAAUUCCAAUACAAAUGUGAAAGAAGAAUCUAGAGUAAAGGAAGAGUUAGAUUCAAUACAAAAUGAUUAUCACGAUGAUGUUACUUUGGAAUACCUUGAUAAUGAUGAUUAUGUAAAAGAUGAAGCUAUAGUUAAACCGAAGAGAAAAUCGCUGAGGCAAAAACUGAAGGCAGCGAAAAAAGGAAAAACAGUAAAAAGGGAUGACAUACUCACAAAGCAAAUGUUGUAUGAUGCCCAGAGGUUGAAGAAGAAACUGAAGAAAAUGCAAGAUAUUGAGAGCACCAAAACGCCGCGAAAAAAAUUCAAAAAUAAGACUGGUGUGAGAAAAUAUGGCGUCAAAAGUAAUUACACUCCCGAAGCCUUAACGGAAGCGUUAACUAAAAUAAGAUCCGGUGUUAUGUCGCGAAUGGAAGCGUCACAACACUAUAAAAUACCAGCUGUCACAUUAUUUUACAAAUUAAAGGACAAACAUAACAAAAAUGUGGGUAGACCAGUGACUUUCACAGACAAUGAAGAGAAAUAUUUCGAAAAUCACUUACUGAUGCUUAGUGAAAUGGGCGUGACAAUGAAUAUGUUAGAUUUUCGUCUCAUAGUCAAAAGAUAUUUAGAUAGUAAUAAUAAAAGGAUUGCCACAUUCAAAAAUAAUUUACCCGGAUAUGAUUGGGGGGCAUUGUUUUUAGAGCGCCACCCCGCCCUUAAAAAUGUAAUAGGUAAAAGUUCGCAAACAAAGCAAGCGCAAAUCGAUAAACAUAAAAUCAAUAAGUUUUUUGAUAAUAUAUCGAUGGAGAUAGAUGGCGUGUCACCAAAUAAUAUUUAUAGUGUAGAUGAGUUGGGUUUUAACGAUAAUCCCAAUAAACACAAAGUGGUUUUCCGCAGGGAGUCCAGAUACCCGGGCUACAUAAAAAAUGGUCUAAAAUCGUGUUAUACUGUUGCAUUCUGUGGUAAUGCCGCAGGGAAAAUCUUGCCGCCAUAUUUUAUUUUCAAAGAAACACAACAAUAUCCCGAUUCCAUUUUCCAAGUUGAGUCAGGUUUUCGUGCGGCUGUUUCAAAUACUGGCUGGUUUAAUAAAACUGUCUUCGAAGAUUGGCUGGAAUUCAUUUUUCUUCCCUUUGCCAAUAAACGGGAUGGGAAAAAAAUAUUAUUCUGUGACAACUUAAGUGCUCACAUAUCUCCAAGGUGUAUGCAUCUAUGUGUUGAUAAUAAUAUUAAGUUUGUCUGUUUGAUACCUAAUUCUACGUAUUUACUACAGCCAUUAGACGGAGCUUUUUUUAAAGCCCUCAAAUCGACUUGGAAAAAAGUUUUAGGACAAUAUCGUAAAACAAGCAAUGUCCAAAUGGUACCGUUGUCUAAAAUAUUGUUUAUUCGCUUAUUAAAAAUAACAUUAAAAAAUGAGGAAAUUCUGUCUGAUCAUCUCAAAACAGGAUUCCGAAGUUGUGGCCUAUAUCCAUUUUCUCCUCGGACGGUCCUAAAUAAACUCCCAAACGCUUCUGAGGCAGAUAUGUCCGAUUCAGAUCAUGAAAUUUCCGCAACUUAUUUAGAAAUCAAUCAGCCUGAUAUAACUUCGUUAAUCAAAGAUGGAGAAUUCGAAAUGGAGAUAUUAGAUAACGUGGCAGAAGAUGAUAUAGAACUAAAGUUCGAAAAAAGAGAUGAACUAGAAGGAAAUAUAGAUUACUUAAAAAUUCAGCCGAGAAAACGUGGUAGACCAAGAAAAAAUGCUACAAAAGGAGCUGUAGACAAAAAUGAUUAUACAAGUUUUAAACAUUAUUCGACUGAUGAAAUGUUGUAUGAUAGUGAUGACAAUGCAAAGAAAAAAAUCAGACAUGAGAAUUUAAGGGAUGCUAAAAGAGAUAUAUUUGAGAGAGAAGAAGAAAAUGCUAAAGAAAAUAAACUUGAACCAGUAUCGCUGAGAAAAUUAAAGGAAGAAGUAGAAGCGAAGCUGCAUAUGACAGAUGUAUCAGACCUAUCGAGACGUUCUCCGGAUAAUGAAUAUACGGAUAUAGAAGUACUCGAUUGGGACCUCUUAGCC